GCGCUGCCCGGCGCGGGGCCUGCCGGGAAGGGGGCGGUGCGCCUCGGCCUCGCAGCCUGAGCGGCGGCCGUGCCGCCAUGUCCGCGGGCAGCAGCGCCGGCGAGUGGUGCCUCAUGGAGAGCGACCCGGGCGUCUUCACCGAGCUCAUCAAGGGCUUCGGCUGUAGAGGAGCCCAAGUUGAAGAAAUAUGGAGUUUGGAGCCAGAGAAUUUUGAAAAGUUGAAGCCAGUACAUGGGCUGAUUUUUCUCUUCAAGUGGCAGCCUGGAGAGGAGCCAGCGGGUUCUGUUGUGCAGGAUUCCAGACUGGAUACAAUAUUUUUUGCUAAGCAGGUCAUAAAUAAUGCCUGUGCAACCCAAGCCAUAGUAAGCGUGCUGUUAAACUGUGCUCAUCAGGACAUUCAUCUAGGGGAGACGUUGUCAGAAUUUAAAGAAUUUUCCCAAAGCUUUGAUGCUGCGAUGAAAGGUUUGGCACUGAGCAACUCAGAAGUGAUUCGGCAAGUUCACAACAGUUUUGCCAGACAACAGAUGUUUGAGUUUGAUGCAAAGUCUUCAGCAAAGGAAGAAGAUGCCUUUCACUUUGUAAGCUAUGUUCCUGUUAAUGGGAGGCUAUAUGAGCUAGAUGGCUUAAGGGAAGGACCAAUUGAUUUAGGUGCAUGCCACCAGGAUGACUGGAUAAGUGCAGUGCGGCCCGUCAUAGAGAAGCGCAUACAAAAGUAUAGUGAAGGUGAGAUAAGGUUUAACCUGAUGGCUAUUGUGUCUGACAGGAAGAUGAUAUAUGAGCAGAGGAUUGCAGAGCUACAGCAGCAGCUGGCAGAGGAGGAGCCUAUGGAUACAGAUCAAAGUAGUAAUAUGUUAAGUUCUAUACAAUCAGAAGUUGCAAAAUACCAGAUGUUAAUUGAAGAAGAGAACCAAAAAUUAAAAAGAUAUAAGAUUGAAAAUAUUAGAAGAAAACAUAACUACCUUCCUUUCAUCAUGGAAUUGCUAAAGACUCUAGCAGAGCACCAGCAGUUAAUACCAUUAGUAGAAAAAGCAAAAGAAAAACAGAAUGCCAAGAAAGCUCAGGAGGCCAAAUGAAGACGAGUUUGCAAAACACAUACAGUUACUUGCUUCUGAUCCUAUUUUCAUGACAACAAAUAAAACUUUUCAUAAACUUCAAUUUUUGUCCGGUGCACGUUUGCCAGCUGUAA
Molecule: messenger RNA, 1186 nt
Organism: Prinia subflava (tawny-flanked prinia)
Lineage: Eukaryota; Metazoa; Chordata; Aves; Passeriformes; Cisticolidae
Gene: UCHL5
Product: ubiquitin C-terminal hydrolase L5
Exons: 11
Coding region: 78-1073 (331 amino acids)
Biological process (GO): ubiquitin-dependent protein catabolic process; protein deubiquitination
Cellular component (GO): Ino80 complex; cytoplasm
Molecular function (GO): proteasome binding; cysteine-type deubiquitinase activity
Source: RefSeq, a predicted model, not a curated record